Molecule: messenger RNA, 501 nt
Organism: Lycium ferocissimum
Lineage: Eukaryota; Viridiplantae; Streptophyta; Magnoliopsida; Solanales; Solanaceae
Exons: 1
Coding region: 1-501 (166 amino acids)
Molecular function (GO): nucleic acid binding
Source: RefSeq, a predicted model, not a curated record
AUGAUCGAUAACUACAAGAAUUGGCACGAGCAGCUGCCUUAUGCUUUAUUAGGGUACAGAACGAUGACCCGGACAUCUACCGGAGCAACCCCAUAUCUCCUUGUCUACGGCACAGAAGCGGUCAUACCCGCAGAAGUGGAGAUUCCUUCACUCAGGAUCAUCCAAGAAGCAGAACUGAACGAUGCAGAAUGGGUCAGAAACCGCUACGAGCAGUUGGCCAUGAUCGACGAAAAAAGAAUAGUGGCAGUAUGCCACAGACAGCUAUACAGACAGAGAAUGUCCCGAGCUUUCAACAAACAGGUCAGAGCCCGACUCUUCCAAAUUGGGCAACUUGUACUCAUGCGAGUCUUCCCUCACCAAGAAGAAUACCAAGGGAAAUUUACGCCGAACUGGCAAGGACCAUACAUGGAUAAAAAAGUACUCUCGGGAGGAGUGGACCUAGCUAAGAUGGAUGGACAAGAAUGGCCCAAAGCUAUCAAUGCAGACGCACUCAAGAGAUAG